This is a messenger RNA of Saccostrea echinata, 650 nucleotides long. RefSeq lists its product as uncharacterized. NCBI's taxonomy places the organism in Eukaryota, Metazoa, Mollusca, Bivalvia, Ostreida, Ostreidae. The coding region runs from base 55 to 462 and encodes 135 amino acids. The record is from RefSeq and is a predicted model, not a curated record. The transcript is spliced from 3 exons.
GUAUAUCUGACAAAUAAGAAAACGUUUUACAGAAAUUAAGCAGUGCUAAACAAGAUGGCGUACAGACUACAUAUAUUAACUGUUAUAGUUCUCGUUGUAUUUGGUGUGAAUGCAAAGAGAAAUGUUGCUGUUCUUAAUUGUGACAAUAUACGUGUUGGUGGAGACGUCGAUGUUUCCAACAGUCAACCUGUGAUUGUACCUGCCGACUGUAACAAGGGACAAAUUCAGUGGCAUUUGCCAAACAAGGACACGCACCUGCAUGUGCAGUUCCUGAAUCAGAAUGCACCUCAUUGCUUCACCAGUCGAUAUCCCGUGGCUUUUGCCAAGUAUUCUGUGAUUUUAAACAAUGAAAGCAACACACCAUAUAGAGGAAACACGCCUUGUUUCUCAGCGUCAAAUGUGGAAGUGGCAGUGGCAACAAAUCGCAGACAAUACGCCAUAUUUGUUGACUUUGAAACUUAAAAACUUUCACCUGUAGCAAAGUAACUGAAAUAUAUCAGAAAUCCACAAUAAUUUUACAUUGAUAUUUCAUGUGCAUGUAUUUUUCACAUACAUUUUCUUAUUUUUUUUAAUGUCAUAUAAGAUUUGAAAAUAUUUCUCUUAAUAUGCAAUAGCUGUGAUAUUUUGAAAAUUAAACGAUAAAACAUUUA